Nicotiana tabacum (common tobacco) is the source of this 935-nucleotide messenger RNA. NCBI's taxonomy places the organism in Eukaryota, Viridiplantae, Streptophyta, Magnoliopsida, Solanales, Solanaceae. The record is from RefSeq and is a predicted model, not a curated record.
ACCAAAUGAGAUUAGAGAGAACAGGGGAAUUAGCACCAUUCAUAUGAGAGCUAACCUCUUUGUAUAUGAAAUUCUUCAAUUUGCAUAAUCAUGUGCAUUUCUUUGUAGGCUUUCAGGUGCUGAUCCAGGCUGUAGAACAACUAGUUGAAAAUAAAGCUCCUGAAAAGAUGACUUUGAAUCAGCUCGCAUGGUUAUAUUCCAUCAUGUUAACUGCCACAGUAGUAAAACUUGCCCUUUGGCUUUACUGCAGAAGCUCAGGAAACAACAUUGUUCGUGCGUAUGCAAAGGAUCACUAUUUUGAUGUGGUUACUAACGUAGUCGGGUUAAUAGCAGCUGUACUUGGUGAUAAGUUCUACUGGUGGAUUGAUCCCGUUGGUGCUCUUAUCCUUGCUAUUUAUACAAUCUCAAAUUGGUCAGCCACUGUGAUAGAGAAUGCAGUGUCACUGGUAGGACAAUCAGCUCCUCCUGAAGUUAUGCAGAAGUUAACAUAUGUUGUUAUAAGACAUCCUCAAGUGAAACGUAUUGAUACAGUUCGAGCAUACACCUUUGGUGUCUUGUACUUUGUUGAGGUUGAUAUUGAACUCCCGGAAGAUUUGCCAUUGAAAGAAGCACAUAUUAUCGGAGAGACUCUACAAAUAAAGCUCGAGAAACUCCCUGAAGUGGAACGCGCAUUUGUUCAUCUUGAUUUUGAAUGUGAACACAAACCAGAACACUCCGUCCCCAGCAAGCUGCCCAACAAUGAAUCUUAAGUGUAGAACACACAAACUAGGAGAAAUUUCAAUAUAAAGAAUAGGUCUUUGAUUGGGAGCUCAGCUGCUCCUGAACCUCUAUAAAUACUCUUGGUCAUGUUUGAGGAAUUUGCAUGAUAAUUUUUGUAUAUUGUCUAAAACAUUUCUCCUAACUUCAUAUUAUCCAACAUACUGGAUUUAUUGAAA